Molecule: messenger RNA, 2509 nt
Organism: Eimeria tenella
Lineage: Eukaryota; Apicomplexa; Conoidasida; Eucoccidiorida; Eimeriidae
Exons: 1
Biological process (GO): mitotic cell cycle; regulation of cytokinesis
Cellular component (GO): spindle pole; centrosome; cytoplasm
Source: RefSeq, a predicted model, not a curated record
CUUCGGCAAGGCCUUUCGCCCCCCUGAAAGCUUCCCCUCCGAAGACAGCAGCAGCAGUAGCAGCAGCAGCAGCAGCAGCAGCAGCAGCAGCGGGCGCCCCUACUUGGCUUCUCGCGUGGACAGCUGGUGCUUCGGGUGGAGCGCCUUUUACCUGCUGACGGGCCAUGCCCUGUUUGCUCGUGCUGCUCCCCUUUCAGUUUUAUCUGCUGCCUGCGGCGGGGCAGCAGCAGCAGGAGCCGCAGCAGGGGCAGCAGCAGGAGCAGCAACAGGUGCAGCAGCAGCAGCUGGAGGCCCUGCUGCUGCGGGCGCGGGGGCCCCUGAACGGGGCGCAGGCCGUUUGCUGCGGACAUUUGCCGAGGCGACGCACCUGCUGGCGGCGUCGCCUGCAGCAGCAGCAGCAGCAGCAGCAGCAGCAGGCGCAGCAGCAGCAACUGCAGCAGCAAACGGCGAACCCUGGAGACGCUGCUUGCUGCUGUGGACAGGCAAGGCGCAGCAAGUCUGGAAUGAACUUGGAGUCUCUUCUUUGUCUUCUUCUUUUCUUGAUUUGGUGCUGCUGCUGACGCGGCCCCACGGCAAAGACAGACUGGCCCUGACAGCAGCACUUAGCCACCCCUGGUUCGCCCCCCUGCAGCAGCAGCAGCAGCAGCAGCAGCAGCCCGCCUGGCGAGUGCGGCUCGGAGAGCUGCCUGAGCUGCUGCGCGCAGUCCGGGAGAAGGCAGCAGCAAGAUCCGCUGCUGCUGUUAGCUGCUGCUGCUCUCCACACUCCCCGAAAUUGGUAGAAACGCUGCGCCUCGAAGAAGUCUUCGGCGGACCAGCUGCUGCUGCUGCUGCUGCUGAGGGCCCAGGUGCUGCUGCGCCUCCGCUUCAGGCAGCACUUGUCCCCCAAAAGUUUAAAGGAGUUCUCAAGCAGCAGCUCUGCAGAAGCGGCAGGCCUUCGCACACGCUGCUCCUGCGGAGCCAAAGCAUGCAGCAACAGCAGCAGCAGCAGCAGCAGCGGCAGCAGCAGCAGCAGCAAUUACAGAGACAAGAGAAUCAGACACGCCUGCUCGAUAUCACAAAGGAGUCCCCGCCAACGCUACAAAAGCUGCAGCGCAUGCAAGUGCAACAGACGGAGCAACAACGCAUUCAUCAUCCGCAGCAGCAGCAGCAGCAGCACCUGCAGCAGCAGCAAAUAAUGCAGCAGACUGCAGGCCAGCAGCAGCGUCAAGAUAAAGCUCAGCUACAGAAGCAGGAGGCGCAGCCAAAUUCACGUGAGCAGCAAGAGCAGCAGCAGCAGCAACCAGCCGGGCAGCAAAAUUUAAGGCCAGACCACCUCGUGCUGCAGUCAGUCCAGCAGCAGCAGCAGCAGCAGCUACAGCAGCAAGCAAAAGAAGACAUGCAUGCUGCUAAACUUUGUAAAAAGCCACUGCAGCAACAGCAAAUACAGCAGGCGCAGCAGCCGGUUCGGCCGCAGCAGCAGCAGCAGGUGCAGCAGCUGGAGACGCAGCAGCAGACGCAGCAUCAGCAUUACCAGCAGCACCAGCAGCAACGGCAGCAGCAAGAAGCCGCUUUAAAGGAGGUGCUCAGCAGAAGCAGCAGCUGUUGGGAGCCGCAGCUGCCAGCUGCAACGGCGCAGGGAAACAGCUUUCUGUCUCGCAUGGAGCAAAUGCAGCUGCUGGAGCAGCAGCAGCUGCAGCAGCAGCAGCAGCAGCAUCUGGUCAGGCAGCAAAACCUGCUGAGGCAGCAACGCCCCUCUUACCGAGAGACACAAUUAGCAGCUCCAGAGAAGCUGCCGUCUCUUGCCCUGGCUCACUGCGGGAUGUGCGAGCCGCAGCAGCAAGAGCAGCAGCAGCAGCAGCAGCAGCAGCAGGUUGAGCAGCAGCAGCGGCAGCAGCAACGACGCCGCCACCAGCUAGAUCAGCUGAGGCAGCUGGAGCAGCAAAUGAAAACCCUCAGUAGCUGGGACGCCUCUGAGGCGCCGAGCCAGCAGCAGCAGCAUCAGAGCCAGCAGCAGCAGGAGCAGCAGCAGCAGCAGGAGUGGCAGCAGCAGCAAAAGCAGUACCAAGAGGCUCUUCAAAGACUGCAUGAUCUAAUUGUCCUCAGAGACAAGCUGGAGAAGCAGCUCGAAGAACAGACGGCCAUAGACAACGCACAGCUGCGGCAGCAGCAGCAGCAGCAGCAGCAGCAAAAGCAGGAUCAGAGGCCGCAGCCAGGGCGGCUGCUGCCCAUUGACCCGCAAGCAUGCACGAAGGCCCAGGGGCAUCGGUAUGAGCUGCAGGCGCAGCAGCAGCAGCAGCAGCAGCUGCAGCAACAGCAGCAACACCAGCAGCAACGAAGCCGACAGGGACAAUCUCAGUACCCUGGAAGAGGCCGCGAGCCAUAUCCAAGAGCUCGCGGAGGAAAGGCAGCAGCAGCAGCAGCAACAGCAGCAGCAGCAGCACCAGCAACAAAAACAGCUCUCAUGAGGUCGCAGCGGAAGCUGGGGCCUCCUGCUGCGCCCCAUGUAACACUGUCCAUACACUCCAAAUAG